AUGGCAGAGUUACUUCUAACGAAUAAGGGAAAGCUUAGGUGGCGUGGUGAAUUCGAAUCUUUACAAAUAUUUCUUGAAAAAGAUCUUAACAUCAGAGGCAAGUGGAUUUCUGCAAGUGGAGCAAAGCUGUUAAAAACUGAGGACAUUCAGAUCCGAUGGUAUAGUCAGCAAGAAACUAUAACCUUGAAUGGCCCGAAAGCAGAGGAAUACAAGUCGUUAUUGAAAGCUAAGGGGAGUGUCUUAGAUAUCACCGAAACGACAGAAAGUGUGGACAAGGAGAUGUCUGAAGCUUCCCAGCAAGAGGUUUCGGUAAGCGAGGCGUUAAAUAUCACAAGUUUUGACCCUUGCCUUUAUAAAACAGUAGAAGCGAUGAAGUCUGAAAUUAAUGCAUUGAAAUCGCAAUUUAACAAACAUUGCUUAGAUUCAUCCAAACUGCAUAUAGAAUCAAAAAUCCAAAAAGAUAAUAACUCUAGUGAUGCUCGUACUUUAGAUGUAGAGCGUUUGGAAAACGAAAACGAGAACUUAAAACAAGAAAACCAAUUAUUUCGAUCAAAAAUCGAUUACCAAGAACAAGAUCUAUUGCAUUUGAAUAACAAAUUAAAGACUUUAGAAGACGAGAGAGCAAGUUUAAUAACCGUAAUACGUCUAUUGUACUCCGAUAGAGAUGAAAACAAUAAAUCAUAUUCCCAAUGUGAAUAUCAAAGUGUUAUGCGUGGCAGCACAAAAGCUAACUACCCACGCUCUCGCGUUCCAAAUGCCGCCAGUAAACAAAAUAAAAUUCCAGACGUGGUAGGCAAAAAUAACUAUUCACCGCUCGAAGUAGAACAAGCUUCUGAAGACGACGAAGAAGCCGGACAGUAAUUGAAGUUGGCACAAGCGACGAUGAUGAUAAAACUCCUCAUUACAGACCUAAGCAAACCUCAAAAUCAACCACCCGAGUGUCCAAAAAAACAGAGAAAGAGGCUCGACAACAACAUCAGCAAGGAAAUGAGAAAGAUUUGACAGAUAGACACAAUUCAAACCAAAACCAGCGAAAAGUGGAUAUCUGUGGUGACUCCAUGACAAAAUAUAUUCAAGCACAUAAAUUAGGACGCUCAACUAACGAUAGAGUCACGUCAAAAUCAUUUAGUGGGGCGAAGUGUAAAGAUAUGAAGCAUUAUAUUAUGCCUACUUUAGAAAAGAAGCCUGACGAAAUUAUACUGCACGUCGGAACAAAUGACCUAAAGACCAGCAGCGCAAAGACGGUUGUCAAAGAUAUCAUGGCGCUAAAAGAUUUUGUAGUAAAAACUUCACCUAGAACAAAGGUAACUAUUUCUGAACUGAUAGUAAGAACUGAUGACGAAACACUUAAUAAUAAAAUUAAACAGAUUAAUACAUUAUUGAAACAAAAUUGUGCUGCUGAUAAUACACCCUUAAUAGAACAUUCCGAUGUAAAUAAUGACUGCUUAAAUCAGUCUGGUGUUCAUUUAAAUAAUAAAGGAACAGCAUUAUUUGCUCUGAGUAUAAUCAACCAUAUUAGGCAUUUUUGA
This is a messenger RNA of Paramuricea clavata, 1529 nucleotides long. Lineage: Eukaryota; Metazoa; Cnidaria; Anthozoa; Malacalcyonacea; Plexauridae. The record is from the annotation of a GenBank genome assembly.